GGUGGCUGUGGCAGUGAUACGGCGGUAUUCAAACCACUGGCGACUUCAAACUCCGCAAACCGUGCCAAGCACCUAUAGACUUUGUCCCCCGACAUGUCACGUGGCGUCACGUGGCAUCGGAGAACUUGCGUUGAACGUUGGUGUCACCCUAGGCCUGUUACCCAACACGCUGUACUCCAACUCUUUGCAACUAGCCGCACUUUCUCGCAACUGUCAACUUUCGUGCCCUUCCACAUCCUGUGCUGGUCUUCUGUAUCCUGACCUACCUGUGCACCUCUGUAGACCUGGUGAGUCUCAUGCCUCACUUUUUGGCUGAUGUUAUUUCCACCUUGCUUCUCAUUCUCCACACACUUCCACCGGAUUCUAAUGACCACCAGACAUAUUCUACACCAUUUGAUCCACAAGAGUUGUGCUCUGGAUGCUCUGGUAAGUUUUUACUUAAUUUUUCAUGUUUUCACUCAUUUGUGUCAUUCUCUCUGCACUUAGUUGGUCCAUGUAGUCUGCCUUUUUCCCUUUCCUACCCCCAUUACCCCCUCAGAACCCCCUCCCCUAGCUCUCAAAAGACUUCAAUACUUUACAUAUUUACUACAUGUAGAUGUCAUUAUUAAAUAGAAUAUUUCAGACCAAGCUGCAUAUGAUGCUGGUGCAGCCUCUAUAUCCUUUGUACAUUUAAUAGGUGUC
This is a messenger RNA of Suillus clintonianus, 681 nucleotides long. RefSeq lists its product as uncharacterized. The record is from RefSeq and is a predicted model, not a curated record. The coding region runs from base 297 to 608 and encodes 103 amino acids. The transcript has a single exon. NCBI's taxonomy places the organism in Eukaryota, Fungi, Basidiomycota, Agaricomycetes, Boletales, Suillaceae.